CCUGAACGACUGGCUCGAGUCUGUCUCUGUUCCUUGUUUGGGAAGCAAGUGGGAGGGGAGCAGGCCAAGGGGCUAUAUAACCCUGACGCUUUCGUUCAGCUUCCCUGAACAUCACCCAGAGCCGAGAAGCCCAGCCAGCACUGUCAGGAACCUUGUGACGCACGCCAGCCAGCCGAGAUGUGUGAAGAAGAGGACAGCACCGCCCUGGUGUGUGACAAUGGCUCUGGGCUCUGCAAGGCGGGCUUCGCUGGGGACGAUGCUCCUAGAGCUGUUUUCCCAUCCAUCGUGGGACGUCCCAGACAUCAGGGAGUGAUGGUAGGAAUGGGACAAAAGGACAGCUACGUGGGUGAUGAAGCACAGAGCAAAAGAGGCAUCCUGACCCUGAAGUACCCGAUAGAACACGGCAUCAUCACCAACUGGGACGACAUGGAAAAGAUCUGGCACCACUCUUUCUACAAUGAACUUCGUGUUGCUCCUGAAGAGCAUCCAACCCUGCUCACCGAGGCACCCCUGAACCCCAAGGCCAACCGGGAGAAAAUGACCCAGAUCAUGUUCGAGACGUUCAAUGUCCCAGCCAUGUAUGUGGCCAUUCAGGCAGUGCUGUCCCUCUAUGCCUCUGGACGUACAACUGGCAUCGUGCUGGACUCCGGAGAUGGUGUCACCCACAACGUGCCCAUCUACGAGGGCUACGCCCUGCCCCACGCCAUCAUGCGUCUGGACCUGGCUGGCCGAGAUCUCACCGACUACCUCAUGAAGAUCCUGACGGAGCGUGGCUACUCCUUCGUGACUACGGCUGAGCGGGAGAUUGUCCGAGACAUCAAGGAGAAACUGUGCUAUGUAGCUCUGGACUUUGAGAAUGAGAUGGCCACCGCUGCAUCCUCCUCCUCCCUCGAGAAGAGCUAUGAGCUGCCAGAUGGGCAGGUGAUCACCAUUGGGAAUGAGCGCUUCCGCUGCCCGGAGACGCUGUUCCAGCCUUCGUUCAUCGGGAUGGAGUCCGCUGGCAUCCAUGAAACCACCUACAACAGCAUCAUGAAGUGUGACAUUGACAUCAGGAAGGACCUCUAUGCGAACAACGUCCUCUCAGGGGGCACCACCAUGUACCCCGGCAUUGCUGACCGCAUGCAGAAAGAGAUCACGGCCCUGGCACCCAGCACCAUGAAGAUCAAGAUCAUUGCCCCUCCGGAGCGCAAAUACUCGGUCUGGAUUGGCGGCUCCAUCCUGGCUUCUCUGUCCACCUUCCAGCAGAUGUGGAUCAGCAAACAGGAGUACGAUGAAGCUGGGCCAUCCAUUGUCCACCGUAAAUGCUUCUAAAAUCCUUCCCUGCUCUCUUUGUUUCUAGCACACAACUGUGAAUGUUUUGUGGAACAAUGCCUUCAAUUUUUCUCCAUAUCAUUCCUUGCCAACGCUCUGACUUGUCGCCUAUGUGUUUUUUAAUAAACCUGAACUAUGUUGCCUGUCA
Molecule: messenger RNA, 1459 nt
Organism: Pipistrellus kuhlii (Kuhl's pipistrelle)
Lineage: Eukaryota; Metazoa; Chordata; Mammalia; Chiroptera; Vespertilionidae
Gene: ACTA2
Product: actin alpha 2, smooth muscle
Exons: 9
Coding region: 178-1311 (377 amino acids)
Source: RefSeq, a predicted model, not a curated record